CAGUAUAAGUAUUAAAUAACUGGUAAGCGGUAGGAAUCUCUAGUUUUUAUUAUUUAAUUGUGAUAAAUUUGAACAAGUUUGAGAUGAAUAGUUUUUUCACGAAGACCCUCAAUGAAUGUGCCAAGGAGCCGAAUGCAGUUGCUAUCAAUUUUCAAUAUUUGGAUUAAAUAAAACCAUUCCUUAUGCAUUUUUAUAGCGUUUGGUUCUUUGCUUCAAGAAAUUUGCCAGCCACUGCCCUGCCCGAAUGAACGAGAAUGAUGUUUGCUCAAAACCAUUAACGCUUGUUGAUAAAGCUACCAAUGGAGCUCAUCUUGGAAAUACCGAUUCGAGAUUGGAAAAUCAGUAGCAAUGUUUAUUAGCAUUCGUUAUCUGUUCAACAUUCAGUCAUCUACGAACUGUUGAAGACAACGGAGCAAAAAGUUCAAACGAAAGGAAUUUUCAUCGAAGUAUUCUGAGUUACAAGAUGCAAUUCGUCUACGUAAUAAUAGUUGCAGUGAUCGGCAGUGUUAUGACAGCAGAACCGCGAGCUGCAUCAACGACAACGGGUUUUGGGUUUGAACUGCUGCAGGCACAAUUGGAAGCAUUCGAAUCACGAAUGCAAAAACAACUGGAUGAUCUACAGCUGAACAUAAAACACAAUCGGAAUGAAAUCAAUAACCUAAAAACAGCAGUUGCCGACAUGCUCAUGAACCAAGAAUCAGGUGUAUAUUUUGUGAAUCUUAUUCCGUCCUCCAAUACAUCGUUUGAAGUGUAUCGUGAUGGUUCAAACAAUCAUGGAUAUGGAAGUAAUUGGACCGUCUUCCAGAGAAGAUUUGAUGGUUCAGUCGAUUUUAAUCGUAACUGGACUGCAUACAAGCACGGAUUCGGUGACAUUCGUCGCGAGCAUUGGCUGGGUUUGGAGAAGCUUAAGAAAAUUUUAGACACCGAACGGCAUGAGUUGCUGAUUGUGAUGAAAGACUUUGAAGGAGUGACAGCAUAUGCAAAGUACGAUAACUUCAAGAUUGGUAACGAGGCUGAAAAGUAUGCACUACUGUCGCUUGGCGUACAUACUGGCAUCGUGGGAGAUUCCUUAAGCCCUCAGCUAAAAUACAAAUUUGCUACUCCCGAUCAGGAUAACGCUGGAGAAUGCGCUAGUAUAUUUGCCAGUGGUGGAUGGCACUCUACCUGUUAUCAAAGCAAUUUGAAUGGUAUGUACCACAAAAGUGGAAAACAAAGUUCAAAUAAAGGUAUACAUUGGUACUAUUUCCGAGGAUAUUACUACUCACUGAAGGAGACCAAAAUGAUGGUGCGACCGUAUGCGCUUCGCACCAAAGGAUAACAGUAAUCACUUGGCAGUCUGAGGAAAUAUUUCUUUAAAUUUUA
Anopheles funestus (African malaria mosquito) is the source of this 1362-nucleotide messenger RNA. RefSeq names its product ficolin-1-A. NCBI's taxonomy places the organism in Eukaryota, Metazoa, Arthropoda, Insecta, Diptera, Culicidae. The record is from RefSeq and is a predicted model, not a curated record. The transcript has 2 exons. Bases 464 to 1318 code for a protein of 284 amino acids.